This is a messenger RNA of Zingiber officinale, 1688 nucleotides long. RefSeq names its product probable E3 ubiquitin-protein ligase RHB1A. Bases 696 to 1298 code for a protein of 200 amino acids. The record is from RefSeq and is a predicted model, not a curated record. Gene Ontology annotation, molecular function: ubiquitin-protein transferase activity. The transcript has 5 exons. Lineage: Eukaryota; Viridiplantae; Streptophyta; Magnoliopsida; Zingiberales; Zingiberaceae.
CCCCCUGAAUUUGAAUUCCGCUCCUACCGCCGUUUCGUAUACUACCUGGCCGUGGUUCGGUGUUCGCGAUCGAUACGGGUGGUUGCAUGUUCUGGUCGGAUUUGGGCGUUUCGAGGGUUGCUUUGAUUCGGAGUUUAUAUCUCUUCGGUUGUCUUUCUCCUUGUCCAUGAUUCGGAGAGGAGCUCGUGACUUCGACUUGCCUUAGUUUUUUUUUUUUUUUUUUUAAGUUGGAGUUUUGGAGCUGGCUGAUGUUUGAGUGGGUUGGCGUAAAAUUAAUAUCCAUCACAAUCAUGCGCGAGUGAGGAAUUCAGUGAGAUAAAAUCUUUGUGGAUGUAUCGCCUGCAGAAUAAACUGAGACUGAGUCAGCUGGAGCAUGUAGUCUAUGAUGUUUAUGCAGUGUCUUAGGAAAGUCCCGUGAGGUUUGGUUGUGGUUAUUGAUCGUAGUUUGGGAUGCGGUUCAUAAUCUUGGUUUCAAUUGAGAAGGCCUGAGAUUUCAGUCUCAUGAUUUAGUUGCUAGGUUUCCAAACAUCUCCAACAUCUUGACCCUUGAGGGAAGUUGUGCUGUUGCAUCAAAAGAUAAAUAGAAUUGGAUCAUCUAAGAUUCAAGCUUCAAAGGAUAUUAUGUAUCAAUGUUCUGUAACUUUGAGUUGGACUCUACUUUUGAGUUUUGAUUUAGACAAACAAUUAAAUAGGUAAUGGGUGGUUGCUGUUGCUGUUCAUCAAGAAGUGCUGAAUCAGAUAGCUCACCUGCGUACUACUAUCAUCCUCGAAACUUGGAAGAGAAUGAACCACUGUCAGUGACCAACCACGGUGCAUUGCCUUUAGUCCCUUCCAGAGUACUCAAUGAUAAUCUGGCCACAUCAACACCUGACACUUACCAAGCACCACCUGCACCUUUGCCCUAUGAUGUGGGUUUAGAGAACUUACCAACAUUGCCUGGAGAUGUUGCAAAUUGUGGCACUAAAGUAGAUGAAAAUGAAACACUGAGUUCUCAGACAACAGUAGAGAAAAAUGAUAAUUUUGUAACUUCAGGCUGCAAUAAUAAACCCGACUGUGAGCAGAAGUCUCCUAAAAUUAGUGAAGACGAGAUCAGUAAGCUUAUCACCUCUCCAGAAGAGGAGGAUGCUUGUCCUAUUUGUCUCGAAGAUUAUGAUACAGAGAAUCCUCGUAUUCUAACUAAAUGCGAGCACCAUUUCCAUCUGUCCUGUAUCCUGGAGUGGAUGGAGAGAAGUGAUACCUGUGCAAUUUGUGACCAGAUAAUGAUUAUUGACAACGUGUACGGUAUGGUAUCUCCCUAGCAGAACUUUUAACCAGUUGAGUAAAUUCUCAAGCAACUGAAAGAAUUUCGAGUUUCGGGUCAAAAAAUGCACAUGAUAUUGCCAAAUUCAUCUGAAAUCGCCUGAUGGAGUAUCGAAUAGACACUGAAAUUCAAAAAAAAAAAAAAGAAAAAUUUAAACACACACACACACAAGGUAAUGAAAUCUCUUUCAAUCUAUUAUCAUGUAAAUCCUGUUCGUUCCCUCAAAUGUUUUUUUCUGUCAGUCGAUGUAAAUUUGAGUUAAACCAGGAUAGUUCCAUGUUGGUUUGUGACCUGCAAUUCCCCUUUAUCUUGAGUCUCAUAGUCUGUAUCUAUAUACUCUCUAGAUACCCCCCUAUAAAUAUCUGAUAUCAGUCAUUGCAUUUGUACU